This is a messenger RNA of Candida albicans SC5314, 561 nucleotides long. RefSeq names its product H/ACA snoRNP pseudouridylase subunit (gene GAR1). Gene Ontology annotation, cellular component: box H/ACA snoRNP complex. Gene Ontology annotation, molecular function: box H/ACA snoRNA binding. The transcript has a single exon. Lineage: Eukaryota; Fungi; Ascomycota; Pichiomycetes; Serinales; Debaryomycetaceae. Gene Ontology annotation, biological process: ribosome biogenesis; snoRNA guided rRNA pseudouridine synthesis. Bases 1 to 561 code for a protein of 186 amino acids. The record is from RefSeq and is a predicted model, not a curated record.
AUGAAUAGAGGCAGAGGUGGAUUCAGAGGUGGACGCGGAGGUAGAUCCGGUCCCGUUCAAUACGGUCCCCCAGAUACAGUGUUAGAGAUGGGUUCAUUCAUGCAAGCUUGCGAAGGUGACAUUGUUUGUCGUUCUAUAAAUGUUAAAAUUCCAUACUUCAAUGCCCCAAUAUAUUUGGAAAACAAGACACAAGUAGGGAAAGUGGACGAAAUCUUGGGUCCAUUAAACGAAGUGUUUUUUACAAUUAAGCCAUCAGAAGGUGUUAAAGCAGAAUCUUUCAAAGAAGGAGACAAGUUCUAUAUUGGUCCUGAUAAAUUAUUACCAUUAGAAAGAUUUUUGCCAAAACCACCAAGCGUGGGUCCAAAACCUAAGAGAAAAACUGGUGGAAAGUCUGCUGGUGGAAGCAGCCGUGGUGGGUUUUCCUCUAGAGGUGGUGGCCGUGGUGGAUUCUCAUCAAGAGGCGGUGGUCGUGGCGGUUUCUCAUCAAGAGGUGGUGGUCGUGGAGGUGCCCGUGGAAACAGUAGAGGUGGAUUUAGAGGAGGAAGAGGAGGAAGAUUUUAG